Messenger RNA from Cavia porcellus (domestic guinea pig), 4268 nucleotides. RefSeq names its product BRO1 domain and CAAX motif containing (gene Brox). The record is from RefSeq and is a predicted model, not a curated record. The transcript is spliced from 13 exons. NCBI's taxonomy places the organism in Eukaryota, Metazoa, Chordata, Mammalia, Rodentia, Caviidae. The coding region runs from base 750 to 1985 and encodes 411 amino acids.
CUCAGCGCCAGCAGGCUUUAUGGGGGAAGAAAUGAGAGGUUGAACUGGGGGAGGGGGCGUUAGUCCCUGGAGACUAAAGCGGUAACAGUGAAAGAGUUGUCUUAGUGCAGCGUGGGAGACACCAUCAAGUAGGAGAUGGGUGUUACUGAGUUGAGAGCCGGCAGAGGUCCUUGUGACUUGGUUGAAUGACUAAGCCACUGCUCACAGAACAGAGAGCAGCGGGGUUUUGUUGAUUUGCAGGUGUGGGUUAAAACCCAGUCAUACUCAGUGGUUCCUAAAGAUUUUUGUUUUGGUGUUUAGUGGCAGACUUGGACCACCAGGUAGUCACACUGAGCUCAUCCUUGACCUGCUUAAAUGUUUGAAUACCUGAUGUCUUUUCCCCAUAUAAGAUAUCUUUUUUUUUUUUUUUUCUUUUUCAUUUUUAUCGGUACCAGGGAUCGAACUCACGACUGCCUGCUUGCAGUCUGCUGAGCUAAAUCCCCAGCCCCCACACAAGAUAUCUUGACCUGGCACUCGGCAGACUUGGCAGAAACUGCCAAGUUACUCAGUGGAUGUCCUCAUCCUGCAUAAACAUCCUGGCCUUAGGGAAGGGCUGCAAGACAUUAGUGCUUGAUCUUCUGAAAAGUACAAGUUAAAAUAGAAGAAACGCACACAAGCAUCAGUGGUACUAAAUUAAGUCUGCAUCACUGUCUCGGGCAAAAUUUUUAAAUGGUGAACCUGUCCACAGAAAGAGAAGACAUCCAGAGAAAAUGACCCAUUGGUUUCAUAGGAACCCACUUAAGGCUACUGCUCCUGUCUCUUUUAACUACUAUGGUGUGACCACUGGCCUUCCUGCUUCAAAAAUUUGCAAUGACCUGAGAUCGUCCAGGGCACGACUCCUCGAGCUGUUCACUGAGCUUAGCUGUAACCCAGAAAUGAUGAAGAAUGCAGCAGAUUUGUAUUUCUCACUUUUGCAAGGUUUCAUAAAUUCACCAGAUGACUCUACACAGGAAAGCAAGUUACGGUACAUUCAGAAUUUCAAGUGGACCGAUACACUACAAGGACAGGUUCCAAGUGCCCAACAGGAUGCUGUUUUUGAAUUAAUUUCCAUGGGAUUUAAUGUAGCUUUAUGGUAUACCAAGUAUGCUUCAAGACUGGCUGGAAAAGAAAACAUAACAGAAGACGAAGCAAAAGAGGUCCACCGAAGCCUGAAAACUGCAGCUGGGAUUUUUAAACAUUUGAAGGAGAGUCACAUCCCGAAGCUGAUCACACCUGCAGAGAAGGGAAGAGACUUGGAGCCCCGGUUGGUGGAAGCCUAUAUUCUCCAGUGUCAGGCUGAGGCUCAAGAAGUGACAAUUGCCCGAGCAAUUGAACUCAAACACGCUCCCGGGCUGAUUGCUGCGCUGGCAUAUGAAACAGCCAAUUUCUACCAGAGAGCUGAUCAUACUUUAUCCAGUUUGGAGCCUGCGUAUUCUGCUAAAUGGAGAAAAUACCUUCACUUGAAGAUGUGUUUCUACACAGCUUAUGCAUACUGCUACCAUGGCCAGACCCUGCUGGCUGGAGACAAGUGCGGUGAGGCCAUCAGGUCCCUUCAGGAAGCAGAGAAGUUGUAUGCCAAGGCUGAAGCACUCUGCAAAGAGUAUGGCGAGACCAAGGGGCCUGGACCCUCAGCCAAGCCCUCGGGGCACCUGUUCUUCCGGAAGCUGGGGAGCCUUGUGAAGACUACACUGGACAAGUGUCAGAGGGAGAACGGUUUCAUUUACUUUCAAAAAAUUCCAGCGGAAGCCCCACAAUUGGAACUCAAAGCAAAUUACGGGCUGGUGGAGCCUGUGCCUUUCGAGUUUCCUCCCAUGGGCGUUCAGUGGACACCAGAAACGCUGGCUGCAUUUGACCUCACCAAGAGGCCCAAGGACGACGGUGCCAAACCCAAGCCAGAAGAAGAAGUAAAAGCUGUGACGGAGCCAGAUAUCAAGCCCCAGAAGGACACCGGGUGCCGCAUCUCCUAAAAGGCUAUGUGUACCUGAUUUUCUCUUGAGAGGGUAGGAGAAACCGUGGGGCUUCAUUUCCUGCUGCUUCAAGUGCCCGCUCUACAGCGUGUGGAGUCCUCCUGCAUUCAGAGAGAAUCUGCCCCCAGUUGCUUGGGCUUGAUUUCCCGGUAGCGAGAAGCUUCCUACUCCAUUCCCAGCUCCCUUCGGCUCAAGUGUGGGAAGGUUCAGUGCCAGAUGCACCAUUUGAGGGGGGUCUUUUGAACACUGGAUUCUGAUUUUCAGCUUAGCGUAUUCUAGGCCUGAGUGAUACGUUUAGGGCAGGGUUUUCUACACAGAAACCUUUAUUUUCCUUCUUAUUUGAUACCAAAAGAAUGACAAGAAUCAGUUUUGGAGACAGGUGUACCCCUCUCCGUCGUGUUCAUUGUAGAAUAGAUUUAUGUUCUGAUUUAUUUGUCUUUUCUGUGGAAAAAAAAAAGUCACAGUGCUCCCCAAAAACUUUCAUAGCAGAUCCCUUAACAUGUAUUAGGGUCUAUAAUUUACUUGAAAAUCAGCAUUUCUGUAUUGAGACCUUUAAAGACUUGUACUUGUUUUAUAGCCCCAUGUUAGUUCAUUCUUAGUGGCCCUGCAAUGAUUUCUGCAAAUCCCUUUUCUAAUGUGUUUUUUACAUAGAUUAAAACUUCGUAACAACACCUACUGUUUCUAUCUAUGUCAGGGAGGAUAGUAAGGAUGGGUAAUGUUUUUUUGAAGAAAUCAAACAUUGCAUGAUAUAAAGAAAAAAACUUAGGUUGUCCUGAAUUACACUGGUAACUACGCCUUUCUUUAAAAAGUCUUAGUAAAAUGCCUUUGUUGCCUGAUUUCACUGUAUAUUGCUUUUAUAUGAUUUUCUUUCAUAUAUAUAUAUAUCACUGGAAUUGUAUUUCUUUAGGCCAAAAGUCAUAGCAAAAUCUUAAGAACAUACACAUACAGUAUGACACUAAAAAUGGACUGUACUGUUUGCACAGUUCAGUGUAUGCACUUACUGGAGAAGUAGUGGAUGCAUAAAACUUCAACCAAACCAACACUCUGUAGGUUUACUUCCUGCCGAAGACUAUGCUGGGCUGUUAGGUAAUUUUCCUAUCAUGCAAGACAGAUCGGUUCACUUCAUAGUACUCAUGGUCAGGUGCUAGGAGAGCUUUCUGCACGCCCAGGCUGUGCUGAGCACUUACAUGGGCAAGUCACAGAAUUCACCCAGCACUCUGUGAAAACAGUGUAAAAUCUGCAAAGAGCACUGAAAGAAGAAUGUACCUCCCUGUAUCACAAAUAAACACAGAGUAGUGUAAUGUCUUAGUGUUUUGUCACUGGGCCAGAAUACCUGGUGACACACCUGGAGAAAAGAUUUGCUUUGGCUCACAGUUUCAGAGGUUUCAGUCCAUGGUCACUGGGACAUUGUGGUGGAAAGGUGAGUGGAGGAGGACAGCUGCUCUGAGGCAGAGGAGGAGCCGGGAAGCCUCUCCAGGGUACUCGCCCAAGUGGCCACGCCUCCCCCACUGUCCUCUGCACCACAGUGUUGCCCUGGCCAGGCCCAGGCACCAGGAUCCAGCCUCAGCCAUCUCCCAACAUGGGAGCUUUCAGCAAGGUCUGUGGUCCAAACGGGGCACUGACUGCCUGAGUCCAGACGGUGUCAGAUAGACGAUGGCUUCAGUCACACAGCAAGCUCUUGCUUGCCACAAAACACUGCAUAGACUCACACCUUUUUAGAAAUGUGUAGAAAUGCUAAUAACGCUUAGUACUUGAAAUUGCAGUUUCCAGGAUGUUUGGAAUAAUAACAUGCUUAGUUUUGCUCUGCCGACGAUAGAAUGCUAGGUGUCGCUGUGCUUUGUGUGGUCGUUACUGCAGUCACCCGCUGCCUGUGCUAGUGGGUGGCAGCAUGGAAAGCGCGCUGGAUGCCGCCCUCAGGUUGUUCCCCCCGGCACUUGCACGUGCACACCCGGUCACUCAGCCGUUCCGCUCUGUGGAGUGGAAACUGCACCCAGGGGUGUAAACUUGGGAGAUGCUGCGCUGAAGCUGGCAGCAGCUCUGACCAGCAGACGCUAACAGCGGGCAUCUCUGGACUCAGCUGAGGUGACAGUGUACAGCCAGGAUGCCCCAUCGCGCCUCACACCUUUCUAAAUGGGACUGAGAGUUUGGGGAGUCACAGGACAGCCCGAGAGCUGGAACGGCCGGUGCCAACGCUGCAACUGUUUGUGGCAGGCGGUGAUGCUCAUGUACUACUACUGCCGAGUUCCCUUUUUAUUUAUGAAAAUAAAAGCCGUUUUCCUUACA